Biomphalaria glabrata is the source of this 3511-nucleotide messenger RNA. RefSeq lists its product as uncharacterized. Gene Ontology annotation, molecular function: actin binding. The transcript has 4 exons. The record is from RefSeq and is a predicted model, not a curated record. The coding region runs from base 355 to 2082 and encodes 575 amino acids. NCBI's taxonomy places the organism in Eukaryota, Metazoa, Mollusca, Gastropoda, Planorbidae.
UUUGUUGUAAAUAAUGUCGAUAGGCUAUGAUGAAUAAAGUAGGCCCUAUAUCUAAUAGAGAUGAUAGUCUUGCGUUCGAGUCCUUGUGGAGACGAGGCAUUUCACUUGAGAUUUUAAAUUUUGAUAUCGUCUGUUGAUAAAAGUAAAAAUAGUAGCAAAAGUAGCAUCACCUAGAUCUCCCUUAAGCUGGCUGAUGUAGCCUACUCUUUAUGUCCUGUUCCUUUAUCUCCUGUUUCUGGCUUCUGAAAUCCUUUACGUUGCAUCCAGUGUGAACUCCGUCAAUUUUUGUCUUUAUCUUUCCUCCCUUUACUCUAUAUGCUACAAGGGACUACAAGAUCCACAUGAAAGGUAAUCAUGGACAAGUCACUCCAAAAACGAAGGCAGACGAAACCGUUUCAGGUUCUUCACGAUGACGUGGGCAAAGAAAUUAAACAUCCUUCUAAAAAAGAGGAUCAGACAAAAACGUCCGAACACAAAGACGUCCCCAAAGGAACCAAGACAAGCGUGAGACCUGCGUCACGAGACAGCACAAAGGUCAUUUCCGGCAGUACCUCACAUGAAGUCAACAUGGCAGACCAAACAAGAGCUCGACAAAUUUCACACACGGAUGUGAAAAAAUCGUUGAGAAAGGAAAAAGAGCACGCCAAGACACAUCUCAUCCAACCAGAGAAGCCCGCGAGGUCACGUGCUCAUGAAAGCACGCCAGGGACAACGACCGUCACCAGCCAUGCUGUAAAAGAGCCGCUAAAGAUGGACGCGCAAAAAGCAAAGAGACAAGGCAUCGCAGAAGAGAAUGUCGAAGACAAGGCUCAUGAAAACAGGGCGUUUGAAGCAGAUGAGAUUCUCAUUCAGGUCAGCUGUGCGAGAACGGUUGAGGCAUCGCCUGCUCAAACCCAAACAUCCAAAUAUUCAACUAAAGAUGAACUGAAAGUGGGGACUAGUAAUGGGCAUAGACAGGGCGCCGUGAGCCCCAAUAAACCCAAAUACUCGCAGGGGGAUGUCACUUCGGGCCUCGCCUCUGAAAUUAAUGAAAUUGCGCGCUUUAAAGACAUCAACUACGGCUCCUGCACAUUCGCUGAACACCCUCAGCGAAGCGCAGAUCCCGCCAGCAACGUGGACCUAUUUCAUCACGAUGACGUCAUCAGCAGUAAUUUUCGAUGCGUCUCGGAUAGUUCUUCUGUAAUCGAAAAUCAAGAAAAUCUUGGCUACGGUGACAUGUAUGUAUCCAAGCAACAGGCUUGCCAUGUUACUGAUAACGACAUUACGUUUCACCCAGCUCCGUUAUCACCUCAGCACACGGAGAUAUGCCAAACAGAGGGAUCAUCUCAACCUGUCAAAAUACGAAAGCUUCCAUCGCUGUUUAGCAGCAAGAAGCCGGAAGUAAACGCGGGCACCACGAGAGGGCGUAGCAAUUCUCUUGUUCCGUAUUUGGACCCGAACAGUGACCUACGUCUGGCUCUGCAGUCCUCUCGUCCAGUCGGAAGAUCUCAGUCUAUGAGGCUUCCCUCCACCUCCAAGUCGGAGAAGCCUAAAAAACUGCUCCGGGAGUUGACCUUCUCUGACGAUGACACAACGUCGUUGAGAAAUUACGGAACUCUCCGUGGCAAAAAUUCACUUCCAAAGAGACAAAGCUCCGCCUUAAUGAAAAGGGUAUCAACCAUUCAAGAAGAAGACUCGGACAGACCUAAAAUUUCGCCAGAAGUCAAAGCACAGCUUUUAAAUUUGAUGCAAGAACUCUUGGUGCGAGGCAAGAUCACCCAAAUUGGCAUCAUAGAUCAAGACACAGCCAGUUUAAUCCUGUCCUUGCCAGCUUGGAAUUUGAGCACAGCAGAUAUCAUUGGACUGAUCAAAGCAGCAGGCAACACUCAGGAGAUUAUGUUAAAACUCAACAUCGGACGAGAGAUGUACACCUGCUUCAAGCAUGGGGCUAACAAAAUGGUUGGUCGGGUCGGAGAAAAGAUCCUCGUGGCCCAGAAGACUCACACGUGUGUUAUAGUGGGGAUAGCAGAUCACGACACACCUGGAUCGUGUAUGUAUGAGGUGUCCGAGCUGGCAAAUGCCCUGAUGGAGAAAGAUUGGUGAAUUGAUUUAUGAACUAUUAGGCUGACAUUACUUAACAGGCUUAUUUGUUUUUAAACUAUAGGGGACCUAAUGUAAUGCUACGCACUGCCGUCUCCAGGAAUAGAGAUCUGGAUCUUUCUUCUAUUACUGACAACUUUACUCAGUGCUUUUUUUUUUGUAAAAAAACAAAUAGGUGCCGGUACUCAGUGAUUAGGUGCCGGUACUCAGUGAUUAGGUGCCGGUACUCAGAAAAGUAAUAAUUUUUUCAAAGAAGGUGCCGAUACGCCGUACCCGAGCGUACCGUCACAAAAAAGCUAUGCCUUUACCUUUCCCUUAGUCUGCUGGACCGUUGGGGCACCAUGCAAGAUUUGUCGAACGUCUUACUCCAUCCCUCUCUGCCUUUUGUCUUGGGUAGAAUCUCUUUCAAUGGCAGGCCCGUCCAUUCUUUUAUGUUGUCUUACCAUCGCUUUCUCUGUCUGCCUCUUCUUCUUUUUCCUGGUACUGUUCCCUGAAGGAAGAUCUUUGCGAGCCCCGAAGAUCUUGUAAUAUGGCCAUAGAGUUUUAGUUUGCUUUUUUUACACUAGUUUGCAGGUCAUCAUGGGGUCCAAUGGCUUCUGUAACCCUGUCUGUAAUCUCUUCGUUUGUGAUGCGGUCUUUAAAUGUGAUACUGACAAUUUAGGCCUAUUAAAAUUAUAUUACUGGUUUUUUGGUUGUUGUUUUAAAUACGAGAUUUAGAUCUCUAUAGGCCUAAGUGAAAAGCAAUUUUUUUUUAAACAUUCAUUAGAAAUAUAUUUUUUAAACUUCACCUGUCCGGCCAACUGACCGGUAGUAGAGUGCCUUUAUAGAUCUACUGUUGUGGCGGCGGAUGAAUACAAUUAUCCACACACACUAAUUUAGCCUAUCAUCAAUUUUUUAGUCUUUUACUUUUUAGUUGCGCAAUGCAGUACUCGCGCAGUUCUGCUUGAACCUUCACCUAUCUCUUAGUCUGUUGAACCGUCUUUCUCCAUUACUCUCUGUCUUUCAAUGGCGGGCCUGUACAUAAAUAUUAAGUUGUCUUGCCAUCACUUUCUCUGUCUGCCGCUUCUUUUUUUUUUUUGUGUGUGCCUGGUACUGUUCCCAAACAUCUUGAUGGUUCAACAAGACCUAAAAUGUGUUUAUUUCCAUGUCUUGUCCCUAAAUGUAACUAGAUCGAACGUGAAUGUCCUAUAGAGUCUGUCUACGAGAAUGAAAGUAAACUAUUUUUGUUAUGGUGGUUAUCUCCCCCUAGCUUUUUGUUACCAUGACAAUGUGGUCUACACGAUGAAUAAAAAAGUAAAGAAACUGCUUUGUUGUGAUGUUAUAAUACUGGCACACAAUGCAUUUAUUUAUGUGUUUUAUUGUUAUAAAUCCAAACAUGUUAACAAAAUUGUCUUAUUCAACUAUUUUAUGCCAAAUAAAGGAUUUUAAAAUA